Molecule: messenger RNA, 585 nt
Organism: Telopea speciosissima
Lineage: Eukaryota; Viridiplantae; Streptophyta; Magnoliopsida; Proteales; Proteaceae
Product: ethylene-responsive transcription factor ERF023-like
Exons: 1
Coding region: 1-513 (170 amino acids)
Biological process (GO): regulation of DNA-templated transcription
Molecular function (GO): DNA binding; DNA-binding transcription factor activity
Source: RefSeq, a predicted model, not a curated record
AUGGAGAACGAGAAAACCUCACCUGCCUAUCCUCCGACGAAGAAAUUGCCAGAGACUAGACGGAAUUCCGACGCCGGAGAUGGAGGUACAAGGCAUCUAGUGUACAGAGGCGUGAGGAAGAGACGAUGGGGAAAAUGGGUGUCAGAAAUCAGGGAACCAAGGAAGAAGUCCAGAAUAUGGCUUGGCUCUUUCCCCACACCUGAGAUGGCCGCUAGGGCUUAUGAUGUCGCUGCUUAUUUCCUAAAAGGAUGUAAAGCUCUUCUUAAUUUCCCUGAAGAGGUUGAGUUACUUCCUCGGCCUUCCACGUCAGCCGCUAGGGACAUUCAAAGGGCAGCUGCUGCAGCGGCGAAAUCGGUAAUGUCGGAGAAGGAAAAGAUCGAUAAACCCAACAGUGAUGGAGAUGAUUUCUGGGGUCAGAUUGAGUUGCCUGAGUUGAUGAGCGGAGGCGGCGAGUUUUGGCCGGAGAUGACGUCUGAGCAUUCGCCAGAGUUUCUGUUAUUCGAGUCCAUGUAGUUGGAUUUGUACUACCGAAGCUACAUGGAUGGAAUUAAAAAUGGACCUCUGCAAUCAGGGUUUACUCUCUCU